This is a messenger RNA of Larimichthys crocea (large yellow croaker), 8490 nucleotides long. Its product is annotated as receptor-type tyrosine-protein phosphatase F. Gene Ontology annotation, biological process: protein dephosphorylation. The record is from RefSeq and is a predicted model, not a curated record. Gene Ontology annotation, molecular function: protein tyrosine phosphatase activity; protein binding. Lineage: Eukaryota; Metazoa; Chordata; Actinopteri; Sciaenidae. Bases 746 to 6517 code for a protein of 1923 amino acids. The transcript has 36 exons.
GGAGGCAGGCAGGCAGGAAUGAAUGGACACAGCAGCGAGUGUAGCCGAGUGAAUCCGAAAAUCCUGCUGACCGACCUGCAUGUGUUUUCUCCACAGAGGCAGAAAGAAGCGUGACUGUGAAGGGAGAGACGUAGCAGCUCCAGCUCCAGCAGCUCCAGCAGCUCCCCUUACCUUCCCACAGCUCCUCCUGGAAGGGGGGGAACUGUGUCACGAAUUGAACUUGCAACAAGAAGAAGAAGAGGAAAGAGAAAUUUGACUUGCAAGAAAAAUAAUUUUUUUCUCUCGCAUGCGACACUUGAACACUUGGACGUUCACCCGGCUAGCAGGCGAGGACACGGGGGAGCUGCCACGAAUAGAUCCAGUAUCCACGACCCCGGUCGGCCGGUCGGGAUAGGACCUCGUGUUCCCUUCUCCGGCACUUGGACUCCCCCCUCUCCCUGUCUCUGUCUUCUUUUACUCUCUGGCUCUAACUCCUGUGCAUGUUUUUGUUGGCUUGUUUCUAAAUUACACGAACGGAAAGUGGGAAUUUUUUAAUUUUUUUUGUAAUUUUUAUUUUUGGUGGUGGUGGUGCUCGCUGUUUUCCAAAGUGAAGGCGGGACUUAAACGUUGUGUGAUUCAGACACGAAGAAGGGGAGAGAAAUGCCCACGGCGGUGACAAAGAGGAGAUUCAGUGUUAGUCUUUGAUCCUGUCAGAGUGGGACGUGUCUAGCAGGGGACCGAGGAGGGAGCAGUGCCAACUUGGAACAUGGUGCCUAAUAUUCACUUGGCAGUGCCCUUCCUGCCCAGAGGGGCAUUGCUGUUCCUGAUUCUCCUCAGCUGUGUGGUGUUCUCCUCGCUGGCAGACAGCAUGCCAAGUUUCGUCAAAUCCCCAGAGGACCAGACGGGCAUCUCGGGCGGAGUCGCGUCGUUUGUGUGCCAGGCCGCCGGGGAGCCCAAACCCAGAAUCACCUGGAUGAAGAAAGGCAAGAAAGUCAGCUCCCAGCGCUUUGAGGUGAUUGAGUUUGAUGAUGGCUCGGGCUCCGUACUGCGGAUCCAACCACUGCGCACACACAGAGACGAAGCCAUUUACGAGUGCACGGCCACCAACAGUGUUGGCGAGAUCAACACCAGUGCCAAGCUUACAGUGCUUGAAGAGAACCAGAUCCCCCAUGGUUUCCCAACCAUCGAUAUGGGUCCCCAGCUGAAGGUAGUUGAAAAGACCAGAACUGCCACCAUGCUGUGCGCCGCCAGCGGAAACCCGGAUCCAGAGAUCUCCUGGUUCAAGGACAUGCUUCCCGUGGACAUCAGCAGCAGCAACGGGCGCAUUAAACAGCUUCGUUCAGGUGGUACACCAAUUAGAGGAGCUCUGCAAAUUGAGAACAGCGAGGAGUCCGACCAAGGGAAAUACGAGUGUGUUGCCAUGAACAGCGCUGGGACCCGUUACUCCGCUCCUGCCAAUCUCUACGUACGAGUGCGAAGAGUCCCACCCAGAUUCUCCAUUCCGCCCACCAACCAAGAGGUGAUGCCAGGCGGCAGCGUCAACCUGACAUGCGUGGCAGUGGGCUCGCCGAUGCCCUACGUCAAGUGGACGAUGGGCCUGGUGGAGCUGACCAAGGAGGAGGAGAUGCCGAUGGGACGCAACGUGCUGGAGGUCAACAACAUCCGCGAGUCGGCGAACUACACCUGCGUGGCCAUCUCCUCUCUGGGCAUGAUAGAAGCCACCGCUCAGGUCACCGUCAAAGCUUUGCCAAAGCCUCCCGCCUCCCUCAUUGUGACUGAGACCACAGCCACCAGUGUGACUCUCACCUGGGACUCUGGAAACCCAGAACCUGUCUCCUACUACAUGAUCCAAUACAGAGCCAAGACCUCGGACAACGGCUUCCAGGAAGUGGAAGGUGUGGCAACUACCCGUUACAGCAUCGGUGGACUUAGCCCCUACUCUGAGUAUGAGUUUCGUGUCAUGGCUGUCAACAACAUCGGCCGGGGGCCACCGAGCGACCCCGUGGAGACACGCACUGGUGAACAGGCCCCCUCCUCGCCACCUCUGCACGUCCAAGCGCGCAUGCUGAGUGCCAGCACAAUGCUGGUCCAGUGGGAACCGCCCGAGGAACCCAACGGGCAAAUCAGGGGCUACCGGGUCUACUACAGCUCGGACUUGACGGCUCCGCUCAGCGCCUGGCAGAAGCACAACACAGACGACAGCAGCCUGACGACCAUCUCGGGCCUGACUCCUGAUAUCACCUACAGCCUCAGGGUGCUGGGCUUCACCUCUGUAGGUGACGGGCCACCUUCUGACAUCCUGCAAGUCAAAACCCAACAGGGAGUCCCUGCCCAGCCGUCCAGCUUUGAGGCCGAAGCUGAGCUGGACAGUCGCAUCAUGCUAACAUGGCUGUGGCCCGUCCAGGACCCCAUCACUAAGUAUGAGCUGCAGUACUGGGAGGCCGGCUCAGACAACAAGUUACAUGUGAGCUUCAACCCAGCGGGCUCCUACGCUGUGGACGGUCUAAAGCCUGACACCUUGUACCGUUUCUCUCUGGCAGCCCGUUCUGAGAUGGGCUUAGGUGUCUACACCCAACCCAUCGAGGCUCGCACCGCCCAGUCCACCCCAUCAGCUCCCCCCCAGGAGGUACACCUGGUCAGCCUGAGCUCCACCAGCCUCAAGGUGAGUUGGGUGGCACCGCCCGCCGCUAGCCGCCACGGCGCCAUUGUGCGCUACACAGUCAGCUACCAGGCCAUGGCUGGAGAAGACACGGAGCGGCACGAGGUGACGGGCAUCGGCGCAGACGCCACUAGCUUUGUGCUGGAGGGCCUGGAGAAGUGGACUGAGUAUCAGGUGUGGGUGAGGGCACACACUGACGUGGGCCCCGGCCCAGAGAGUGCCCCAGUGAGGAUGAGAACCAAAGAGGAUGUGCCGGGAGCACCCCCCAGGAAGCUGGAGGUUGAGGCCAUAAACUCCACAGCAAUCCGGGUCACCUGGAAGCCGCCCCUGCAGGGGAAGCAGCACGGCCAAAUCCGGGGCUAUCAAGUCAUCUUCUCUCGGCUUGAAAACGGCGAACCACGAGGCCAGCCUAACAUCAUGGACGUUGCUUUGCCAGAGGCACAGUGGAAUAUUGAGGAGUCCACCGAGCAUGAGGCCAUUAUUGCCGGACUGCACUCUGAAACCACCUACUCGGUCACCGUGGCAGCAUACACCACCAAAGGAGACGGAGCGCGCAGCAAAGCCAAAGUCAUCACCACGACGGGUGCAGUGCCAGGAAAGCCCACCAUGAUGAUCAGCACCACUAUGGGCAACACAGCGCUGAUUCAGUGGCAGCCGCCUAAGGAAAUGGUUGGGGAGCUGAUGGGCUACCAGCUGCAGUACAAGCGCACUGACGAGGAAAACUACACCUCCCGCGAGCUGAGAAAGAUCGAUGACCAUUACACCGUCACCGGGCUGCACAAAGGUGCCACCUAUGUCUUCCGCCUCAGUGCCCGCAACCGCGCGGGCAUCGGCGAAGCAUACGUGAAAGAGAUCAGCACCCCUGAAGACGUGCCGUCGGGCUUCCCGUUCAACCUGCAGGUCACGGGACUGACUCAGUCCAGCACCGAGCUGACCUGGGACCCUCCGCUGGUGGCCGAAAGGAACGGCAAGAUCGUGCACUAUGUGGUCGUUUACAGGGACAUCAACAGUCAGCAGAACAGCACCAACCGGACGAGCGAAACGCACAUGACCAUCCAGGGCCUUAAUCCCGACACCACCUACGAUAUCCGGGUGCAGGCGUUCACCAGUAAGGGCGGAGGACCCCUCAGCCCUAGCAUCCAGAGCAGGACCAUGUCGAACGAUUUUCCCACCCUCAACUUUGGUGUCAAAGCCGUCAUGAAAACAUCUGUCCUCCUCACCUGGGAUUUGCCACCGAACUACAAAUCCCAAGUGCCUUUCAAGAUCCUGUACAACCAGCAAAGCGUGGAAGUGCAGGGAUCCCUGAAGAGGAGGCUGAUCACGCAGCUGCAGCCAGACACGGACUACUCUUUUGUGCUGACAAGCAGGGGCAACAUUGCUGGUGGUCUACAGCAGCAGGUGUCCAUCCGCACCGCUCCCGACCUGAUCAACGCCAAGCCCAGCACACAUCAGCCUCAGGGUAGCAAGAUGACAAUCAACCUGCCCAAGGUCCAGACCACCACGCGUGUCAGGUGGUACUACAUCGUGGUGGUGCCGGUGUCCCAGUCAACGCAGGGGUGGAAGAAUCCAGACGAGAUGGACCUGGACGAGCUGUUCAAGUCAAGUGAAGGCCCCGUCCUGAGGCGCAGACGUCACCUGGAUUCCUCCAAACCUUAUAUCGCUGCCAAGUUGGCCUCGUUGCCGACCACCUUCACCCUGGGUGAUGAGAAGAGAUACAACGGCUUCUACAACAAGCCCCUGAGCAGUCCGCAGGAGUAUCUCUGCUUUGUCCUGGCAGUACUCCGAUCCGAAGGGGCAGACAGCACUACUAAUUAUAUGACAUUUUCAGCCAGUCCCUACUCAGACCCGGUCCACGUGCGAAACAGCAUGGCUCAGGGGAUGGAGCAGCCUGAAAUGUUGUGGGUUAUGGGCCCUGUUUUGGCCGUGGUCCUGAUUAUCAUCAUCGUCAUCGCCAUCCUGCUCUUCAAGAACAAACAGGAAAGGAAGCGAGCGUCGCCCCUACCCAAAGAUGAGCACUCGGGCGGGGUGAAGGACUCCCUGCUGGCCAACUCCUCCGACCCUGUGGAGAUGAGAAGACUUAACUACCAGACCCCAGGUCCCAGCUCUCAUCGCUGCCCCAACACUCCAAGAAUGAGGGAGCACCCGCCCAUCCCUGUCGUCGACCUGGCUGACCACAUAGAGCGUCUGAAGGCCAACGACGGCCUACGCUUUUCCCAGGAGUACGAGUCGAUUGAUCCAGGGCAGCAGUUUACCUGGGAGAACUCCAACAUGGAAGUCAACAAGCCAAAGAAUCGCUAUGCAAACGUCAUCGCCUAUGACCACUCCAGAGUGGUUCUCACCUCUGUUGACGCCGUUCCAGGCAGUGACUACAUCAACGCCAACUACAUCGACGGCUACAGGAAGCAGAACGCCUACAUCGCCACGCAGGGGCCACUUCCAGAGACACUGAGCGACUUCUGGAGGAUGGUGUGGGAGCAAAGAUCCAACACCAUCGUCAUGAUGACCAGACUGGAGGAGAAGUCGCGGGUGAAGUGUGACCAGUACUGGCCGUCGCGAGGAACGGAGACCUAUGGGAUGAUCCAGGUCACCAUGCUGGACACCGUGGAGUUGGCCACUUACAGCGUCCGUACCUUUGCCCUCUAUAAGAAUGGCUCCAGUGAGAAGAGAGAGGUGAGACAGUUCCAGUUCAUGGCCUGGCCAGACCACGGGGUGCCAGAGUACCCCACCCCAAUCCUGGCCUUCCUACGGCGGGUAAAGGCCUGCAAUCCUCCAGACGCAGGGCCUAUGGUGGUCCACUGCAGCGCGGGUGUGGGCAGGACCGGAUGCUUCAUCGUGAUAGAUGCCAUGCUGGAGCGCAUGAAGCACGAGAAGUCCGUAGACAUCUACGGCCACGUGACGUGCAUGCGCGCCCAGAGGAACUACAUGGUCCAGACCGAGGACCAGUACAUCUUCAUUCACGAAGCCCUGCUGGAGGCCGCCACGUGCGGCAACACCGAGGUGCCGGCGCGCAACCUGUACGCCCACAUCCAGAAACUCACCCAGCCCCCGCCCGGCGAGACGGUUACUGCCAUGGAGCUGGAAUUCAAGAGACUGGCCAACUCCAAAGCCCACACAUCCCGCUUCAUCAGCGCCAACUUGCCCUGCAACAAGUUCAAGAACCGCCUGGUCAACAUCAUGCCUUUCGAGUCCACCCGCGUCUGCCUGCAGCCCAUCCGUGGCGUCGAGGGCUCCGACUACAUCAAUGCCAGCUGCAUCGACGGCUACAGACAGCAGAAGGCCUACCUGGCCACGCAGGGCCCACUGGCAGAGACCACCGAGGACUUCUGGAGGAUGCUGUGGGAGCACAACUCCACCAUCGUCGUCAUGCUCACCAAGCUACGAGAGAUGGGCCGGGAGAAGUGCCAUCAGUACUGGCCAGCAGAGCGUUCAGCCAGGUACCAGUACUUUGUGGUGGAUCCAAUGGCUGAGUACAACAUGCCCCAGUACAUCCUCAGAGAGUUCAAAGUCACAGAUGCCAGGGACGGCCAGUCCAGAACAAUCCGCCAAUUCCAGUUCACUGACUGGCCCGAGCAAGGAGUGCCAAAAACCGGAGAGGGCUUCAUUGAUUUUAUCGGACAAGUGCACAAAACCAAGGAACAGUUCGGACAGGACGGACCAAUCACUGUACACUGCAGUGCUGGGGUGGGCAGGACCGGAGUCUUCAUCACCCUCAGCAUCGUGCUGGAGAGGAUGAGGUAUGAAGGAGUUGUCGACCUCUUCCAGACAGUGAAGACACUUCGCACCCAGCGGCCUGCCAUGGUGCAGACCGAGGACCAGUACCAGUUGUGCUACAGGGCAGCAUUGGAGUACCUGGGGAGCUUUGACCACUAUGCAACAUAACCACUCCCACCGAGCAGCCUCCCUGGUCAAACCUCUCAGGAGUGUGUGCCAAGUGUCCCAUCUCAGCCACCAUCCACUCACUUGACCCCUCCCUUCCACCCCCACGACCCCCCCUUAAAAAAAACCUGACCCCUCGCAGCUACCGGAGGGGAGGAGUAAGGGACGCGCUUGCAGACCCGGCGACGGGUUCAACCAAUCACGCCGACGUUAACCAACCACAUGAGAUUUUUGCUUUAAAAAAAAAUAAUAACAGAAACUUUACAAAUGACUAUGACAAACAUGACAACUCUUGUACAGAUGCGACAGCGCAGACGGGGCAGCUCGCCUCUCUGCUCUGUCCAAGCCAAACCUCCCUGAUUGUCAAAGGCUACUGGUAGCACUAAGAGAGCGUUCUCUCUGUUUUUAUGUUAAUUUUAUUGUCGAUAUUAUGAUUCACUAUGUCAAAUGGUAUUGUUUUAGUGUAUUUGUUUGUUUAUAAUAAUCAUUUUAACAUCAGACAUUUCUUCUGUCUUAAACUGCCCAGCAGGGGGCAUGCAUUAUUUUCAUAAUCGGUACUUUUUAUUUUUAUUUUAGGGUACUUUUAGCACAAGGGACAUGUAUUUUUAACACGUUCCUAGAUACUAAUACAGGAGGACCACCGUUCUCUGAGCUGCUGUCAGAUUUCUUUUUUUGUCACAUGACAUUUAUCGUUUUAUUCAUAUUAUUAUGUGUCAUAACAUUUUUUUUGUUUGUUUUUUGUUUUUUCUUACUCGGUUCAAUAACUAAAAAAAAAAAAAUUGCCUUUUUCACUUGCUGUUUUCGAUAAAAAAAGAAAAAAGAAUCUACUUUGAGAAAAAUUGAUUUCAGAGCACACACACACUCGUCCUUCUGUAAAGAUGGUAGCUAGUUAUAAAACAUAAAAGUGAAUUAGCGACUAAAUCAGAGGUGUACAGGAACGGAAAGCACAUGAUUUCUACGUCUUUUGUUUUGUUUUUUUGUUUCGUUCGUUGUUUUUCAUCAGAAGCCUAUGGCAUUGAGGCCUUCAUACUCCACAGCGGAGAACUUACCUGAGGAAAAACAAGACUUUUAUACCCAAAGGGUAGUUGACAGAAAAGUCUCCCAAUCUCUGAAUAUUGUUGCUCUUCAAGUCCCUCCCAUCUCCUCAUUAGCCUGGUCGGUUCGCCGGAGCUGGAGCCUGAACCGCACAGACCUGAACGGAGCGGAAGUGGUUCACAAUGGGCUGAGGAGCAGAGCCAUGAACGCUGGCACCUGUACAGAAUCAACCAUUCCUACCAGAGGGAAAGAGACUCAGCCCUUUGGACUGAAACCUGAUAUUAUUUUAUACAGAAAUAGAACUAUAAAUAUAUAUAUAAUUAUGAUUGAUUAUAUAUAUGUACAAUUACACAUAGAUAUAUAUACACAGCUUCAAAGGUAUAUUGUUAAAAAGGAUUAAUUCUGCUGAUCUACCAACCCUAGAGACUGCAGAGAGCCUGCUGUCCUAGAGUGUGUAUUAAUGGAAACACCGUUGUAUCUACUGUACUACCAUAGUAACUUUGACAGCUGGUUGUCCGUCUGAAUGAGGAAAAAACAGUACAACCCCCCCCACACCCCACCCCAUCCAUCAAAAUGGAUAGACUCCUCCUCGGCGCGGGGGCCAUCGCACCCACUCAAGCACACAUCUUCUUCUCCCACACGAGCCGCAGGAGGGAGGGGGAUCCGAAAAGGCCUAAGCGUUUGUGGUGGCGGUGGCCGCGGAGGAGGCGGCAGCGGCAGCGGGAAAGGAGAGGGAAGGGGGGACUUGAAAAACGCUGGCGAAAAACUAAAAAAUGUUCAUUUUUACCUUGUGAAUGCUUAGUGCUGUAGGGGUUCGAUCUGUUGUACACACAGUCUGUUUUCUAUUUGUUGAUAAAGAACUGGAAUUUAAAAAGAAACUGUUGAUGAAAAAGAAAAAACAUUGAUGUUAAUAAAGUUAAAUAAUUGGGUUUUUGUACAAA